This is a messenger RNA of Dreissena polymorpha, 897 nucleotides long. Its product is annotated as adhesion G protein-coupled receptor L3-like. Gene Ontology annotation, cellular component: membrane. The record is from RefSeq and is a predicted model, not a curated record. Gene Ontology annotation, biological process: adenylate cyclase-activating G protein-coupled receptor signaling pathway; cell surface receptor signaling pathway. Bases 1 to 897 code for a protein of 298 amino acids. Lineage: Eukaryota; Metazoa; Mollusca; Bivalvia; Myida; Dreissenidae. The transcript is spliced from 10 exons. Gene Ontology annotation, molecular function: G protein-coupled receptor activity.
AUGGAGACCAAGACUUCUGCAGAGAAGAUAAAAUAUGGUCCAACAAUAGAAAGACAGAUCAUAGAGGAAGAUCUGGGCAAAGUAGGAAGCAAAAUGAGGAAUGGACUUUCAUUUACAAAACUGCAGUCUUCUAAGGGUGAUGUUGUUGCAACGAUAGUGAUCUACAAAAAUUUAACAGAUGUUAUAUCUGCUAGAUCUGAAUUCAAUCGCUCAUCGAAUGAUGACGACAUAGUGAACGGCCCUGUCCUGUCGUGUUCGAUUUCAAAUGUGUCGUCCAGUUUGGCCUCACCAAUUAUCCUGAGUUUUGAACAUGGACAGACAAACUUCAUCAAUGCUUCGUGCAACUACUGGAAGUUUAGUAGUCCAGGGUAUUGGGCGAGUGACGGUUGCAUUGUUCGAGCUUCAAAUGAUACGAUUACUGUCUGCGAAUGUGACCAUCUCACCAACUUCGCUGUCCUCAUGAGUCCUUUUGUUGAGGCACACGUCAAGUCCAAGGCCUUACGUCUAGUGUCGAUUGUUGGCCUUUCUUUAUCAACGUUUUGCCUACUUCUGACGAUUAUUGUUUUUGCAAAACUUUGGAGAUACGUUCGGAGCGACAGGUCUGUUGUGUUGGUGAAUCUAAUCCUUGCGCUUAUUAUAUCUUACGCGAUCUUCCUUGGAGGCGUUGAUCGUACGGAAAACAAGAUUGCAUGUACGGUAAUCGCGGCUGCGUUGCACUACAUCUGUACUGUCGUCUUUUGCCUCAUGCUUGCAGAGGGCAUUGGUAUUGCGAGGGACGUUAUUCUAGUUUUUGCUCAAACUUCCAUACUCAGCAAACUAUUAGUGUUUGCAUGGGCUGCUGGCUGUCUCUAUCUGGUGGACUCAGAUGGGCAUUUGUUGGACCAGCCUUACUCGUGA